GUCAAUACCUCUCUUCUAUCACUCAGACAUUCCUCACUCUUGCCUUGUGUCCUUGCCUAAGCCGAGCUUGCCACCGGGGGCUCCAUCUCACAAUCGCUGACCAAUCCAAGCCAAGCCAAUGGAGGAUGCGAGGGGCUACCGGGGGAUACCGGCGUUCGGGCAAUGGAACUACGGCGGCGGCGACGACUGGUCUGUGCUCUCCCAGCGCUUCGAGUCUGCGAUGCACACCCAGUUCCCCGUACACAAACCCUGCAAGAGGGCGAGGGCAGGUCGCAGGAGGCGAGUCCCACCGUUCGGAGAGUGGAACAACCACAGCAACGGCGACGGCGAUGGCUGGACGGCGGCCGUCAACCAGUGUUUCGAGCCAGGCGUGGCACACAAAUCACUCAAGCAGGACCUCACUGGUUACGACAAUGGCGUCGUCGCCAUGGGGAAGCAGCACAAAAUUGCGAGGCAAACCUGGGUGGAUGACUCAGGGCCCCACGUGGCAAUGGAGCCCUUCUUCUUCACGGCGGUCAAAGCUGUUGACGAUGACCUGUACGAGGUCCCACCGGACAUGCCCUGCGCCAAGCCACUACGGAAGGGUAGGACGUGGCUGAGGAGCCUGCUGAUGAGGUGUUGCGGCAUCAACUGCUUUGCCUACUGAAUGCCGCCUAGGGCUCACAUUGGUACAUGUUUUGAUGGAUCGAUGGAUGAACUGCACGAUGUGGUUCCCCGUCCUUGAGAAUGUAACUAUGCAAGCUGGUAGUAGUGGAUUGAUGACUUAUAUAUAGGUUAUGUCUUUUCAUUCAUUUAUGUUAUGUAUGAGCAAAACUCCCAAGCUGGUCAAUUUGAUUUAUGAAGAUUAAUGUACUAAUGCCUGCCGUAUUUGCUGAAAUGAAGAAGGGAACGUGCCCAUAGUAUACUA
Messenger RNA from Triticum urartu, 907 nucleotides. RefSeq lists its product as uncharacterized. The record is from RefSeq and is a predicted model, not a curated record. NCBI's taxonomy places the organism in Eukaryota, Viridiplantae, Streptophyta, Magnoliopsida, Poales, Poaceae.